Molecule: messenger RNA, 2907 nt
Organism: Acanthoscelides obtectus
Lineage: Eukaryota; Metazoa; Arthropoda; Insecta; Coleoptera; Chrysomelidae
Source: the annotation of a GenBank genome assembly
AUUAAAAAGUAUCGUAUACUUCUGACUUCGGAAAGUAUCGGAUCUUUUGUAUCGGAUAGAUACUUUUUGCCCACCACUAGCGGGUAGCUUUGGCGUUGCAAAUGCAAACUUAACCUAAUCUUUAAACAUUAAAGUGUUUUUAACCAUCUGUUUUUGCCAAAACAAAUAGUAGAAUUUUUGAAAACAUGUUUCAAAAAGCUGGGCAGAUCGUUCACAAAGAAAAUGCAGUGCAAGCGAUUGUUGUUGCAGAUACCUUUGAUGAUGAAUUUUUGCCCAUUUCUGAAGAGAUGCCCCAUGCUCUUCUACCUGUUCUUAAUAGGCCCUUAAUAGACUACACACUGGAAUUUCUUUCUCUUGGAGGCAUAGAAGAGACAUUUCUGUUUUGCUGUACGCAUGUCGAUGCUGUUAAAAGACAUAUCAACAAGUGUAUCAAAAAUGGAGAAGGCUGGACCUUAACAAUGAAGGUAAAUGUAAUAGUUUCUGAAUCAUGUAGAUCUUUCGGAGACUGCUUGAGGGACUUGGAUGCAAAGGGGCUUUUGCGUGGAGAAUUUGUGUUGUUAGAACCUGGAACUGUGUCAAAUGUUCAACUACUGCCUCUGUUAAGGAAGCAUAAUAAUAUUACUAAAAAUGAUAAGGGUGCUGCUAUGACCUUGAUUCUUCAAGAAAGUGGAAUAGGUGGUAUUGGUAGAUGCCCCCAUGAAGAACUUUUAGUUGCCGCAAAUUCUAAUAACAGAGUGCUGUUUCACAAGAAACUUGGGAAAACUAAAGAUAGAAAAAUUGCUUUUCCUUUGGAAAUUUUCUUGGAAAACCCCUCAGUAUCCCUUCUGCACAACUUAAAAGACACCCACAUAGCGAUUUGUUCAGCAUCAGUGCUGCCGCUUUUCUCUGACAAUUUUGAUUUUCAAACUAAGGACGACUUUGUAAGAGGGUUGCUAAUGAACGAGGAAAUAUUAGGAAGUACUGUUUAUUGCCAUAUUUUGAAGGGGAACCAAUAUGGUGGGUCGAUAACUAACUGGAGGAUGUACCAAGCAAUAAGCUAUGAAUUGAGAAAUAAAUGGAUUCAUCCUCUUAUAUCUUCUACAAAAAGGAAUCGCAAAUUGAAAAACGACGUCUACGUUGGCGACGGUACCAAAAUUUCUGAAUCGGCCGGGUUAAAAAAUGCAGUCCUAGGCACUGACGUAAUUUUAGGCAAAAACGUAAAAAUAGAAAAUUCGUUUGUGUUCUCCAAUACGAAGAUUGAAGAUGACGUGGUGAUAACGCAUAGUAUAAUAGGCGAACAUUGUACAGUUAAAAGUAAAAGUAAAAUUACAGCGGGUAGCAUAUUGGGCAAUGGAUGUGUUGUCGAGAACGAUACUUUUGUGGAGAAUAGUUUGGUGGUUGCUAAGAAGCCAGAAAAUUAUACAAGAUCACAGAGAACACUAUUCAAGUGAUGAAAAACAAAUAAGACACCCUAACCCUCCUAAAAUACAAAAAGAUGCAUACUAAAAGGUACUGAAAAGCUAGCAAAGGCUUACGUCACUGAUCAGUUUUUAUAUAUGACGAUAUUCUUCUUUUAUAUAUAUGUUCAUGUUCACUCAUAUCAAAGCUAACCUAUUAUAUUUGUUAAAGCUUUUGGUAGAUAAACAGUGUAGUUCCUACUAUUCCAACUAGGCGCAGUAAGUUUAAGUUGGAAAAAAUUUCACCACACUCAAUCUGAUUGCUUAGCAUCUUGUGCACAAAGCAGCAGCUUAUCAAAAGAUUGUAAUUUCUAAUGAGGAAUCCAAGCAUACGUCAAGCUGAUUUAACUAUUUGAUUUAAGUGUGUUCAGAAUUAAAGCAAAAGUAAUGCAUAAGUCUUUUGCUUCGUAUACUCUAUCAGGUUUGUCGAUUAUCCAGUAUAACAUCAUAUCUUGUGAUAGAUCGUUUUUUGUGCUUGAAAUGAUUUAAUCUCGCUCAAUUUUGAUUUUUAUAUAUUUUUAAGGUAUUUUGCCAAUCACUGUAUAAUAUCACAGUUAUCAAAGUGGCAGUCAGCUGCAUUAUUUUGAGGUGCCACCAGGAGGAUUUUUCAAAGUGUUGAUAUAUUUUUAUUAUAUGAAAAACAGUCCAUUAAGUCAAAAUAAUCGCAUUUUGUUGCUUUUUUAAGAUGAAGAAGGAGAUAGAUUAGGAGAAAGAGCAUAUAGACUCCGAAUCACUGUGGAUGAUGAGGAGGACCUAUCAAUAAUAGGCUUAGGUCGUAGAUUGUCGAGAUUGCACAUUGGAGAUCUCACUUAUGAAUCGGAUGAAAGCGAGUGUGCUUUCAGUGUCAGUGACGAUGAGGAAUUGUCUUAUACGCAGACACCUCCUCCUGAUGACACAAAACUUUUCUACACCGAGGUUAUAGACAGUCUAACGAGAGGAUUUGAAGAUAAACUUCCUUGUGAUAAUCUGAUACUUGAGAUAAAUUCUUCACGUUAUGCCUACAAUGUCACACUUAAAGAGGUAAAUUUCAACGUCGUUAAGGCCAUUCUGACAAUGUCUCUGAGACAACCAGAAGGUGGUCAGUAUUUUGCUAAUGUAUCUCGAUUAUUGACAUAUUUUACUACAGUGUUGAAAAAUUAUAUCAGGAACGAAAGCGCUAUGAAGGAUUGUUUGGAGGCGAUACAGGAUGUUGCUAUGUGUAGUGAGUCCCUGCCAGAUAAAUGGGUGACGUUCGUCCUUCAGUAUUUCUACAAUAAGGACUAUAUCUCCGAAGACUCGAUUUUGAACUGGUUCUCUACCCUUAUCGGUGGCAGCAAGUUUCAUAGGCAAGUGAAACCUUUCACUGAUUGGCUGAAAGAAGCAGAGGAAGAGUCUGAAGAUGAAAGCGAGUGAUUUAAUUGAAAUUUUAUGAGUUCUUGUUAUUGAAAGUACAGUACAGUCUUUGAUAUUUUUAAUACAGAACGUUGUCGUC